CGACUCCGCCUUAAUUGGAAACACGUCAUUUUGCGUUAUGUUUUAUCUGAUAUUUUGAAAAUUUCAUCUGCAAACGACAUCUGACGGUGACUCUGGAAGAGCUGUUGGCAAUAUUUUUGACAUAAACUGGAUAAUUUUUAAUCAGGCUUACUCUCUGUUUUGAAUGACAAGCCCCUGUGAGCUGCUCCACUGAAGUUCAAAAGCCUAAAAUGUGAAAAGUUUACACUCUUACAUACAUCAACAAAAGGUAACCACUGAAAGAUGCGAAUCAACACAAAGUGCCUAUGGACAUUAACAAUUUCAAUACUUGUUUCUAUUUUAUCGGAUAAUUUUGGUCAAUGCAAAUCAACUUUUAUUGAUGGGGAAAAUACCUUAUUCGCAGGCGAUGCUGCAGAACAGGAUUUAACGGGAGAAAGACUUAAUAGUGAAGGUACGACAAAGUUAACAGCUGAGGGAAAGCGCGGAUGGGAUGGCAAUUUUGCAGUGUGGGGUAAAAGGGAUUACGAUGCAUUUUCUGAAAAUGCUCGAGAAAACAGUUUAUCAUCUGCUCAACUUGAUCCCGAGAAACGCAAAUGGUCAAAAUUUGCAUCAUGGGGUAAACGUGAAAUACCGCUUGAUUCCAGUACAGGAUGGAUAGAUCAGGAUAUUGAUAAUAAAAGAGACCUAGAGGUUAUGACAGAACCAUUGAAAAUUGAUGACUCGGAAUGGCCAAAACAUAGUACAGAUAAACGGAGAUGGCAAGCUUUAAAUACGUGGGGGAAGAGAACUAUUGCCAACAGCCUAGACGAGGAUGCUAAAAGAGGUUGGUCAGGGUUUACUUCUUGGGGAAAGCGAGACAGUGAAAUCGAUCAACUUAACAACAUAGAAAAACGAAAGUGGCAAAAAUUCGCAUCAUGGGGGAAGAGAGAUGACGAACAGCUUAUUGGCGAUGCUGACAAAAGAAAAUGGUCGAAGUUCACGUCAUGGGGCAAGAGAAACUAUGAGCCCAUUUUGGCGGAACUUAAAAAACGAAAAUGGGCAAAAUUUACUUCUUGGGGAAAAAGGUCCGAAAUAAAUGAUGAUUUAGAAGCUGAGAAGAGAAAAUGGGCAAAAUUCACGUCUUGGGGAAAACGUGAUAAUGGUGUAGACACUGAUGAAGAAUUAGAUACUCCCGAUAAAAGAAAAUGGAAUAGACUAGCAGUUUGGGGCAAGAGAAGCAAUGACGAGUCAAACUUAAUUGAUAAAAGAAAUUGGGCAAAGUUUGCGUCAUGGGGAAAGCGACCAAGAAACCCACAGGCCUGGCUAGCACUUAAUACAUGGGGAAAAAGAAGAUGGACAGGGCUGACAACAUGGGGUAAACGGUCCGGUGAUGGUUUCAAUGCAGAAACAUUGGCACGUAAAUUGCUCCACUUUUUUGACAAUAAUGGCGACGGGGCCUUAGACAUAGACGAACUGACGAGCUAUAUCAGAACUCUGAUGUCACUUCCGUCCAAACUCAACGCGGAAGAAACGCUUUCUGAUGUAUAAUAACGUCAAAACACUAGUAACUUUGAUGAAAUAGUGAUAUAUUAAAAUUGAAAACCAAAUUUACUAAAAGAUUAAGUCAUAGAUUCAUAAAUGUUUUGGCAUAUCGUACUAAAUUUUCGCAAAUAGGACGGUUUUGUAUAAAUCGUGUGUAUUGAAGAUCAUUUAUAAACUUUAUUUUUGUAUGCCGAUUAAUGGAACGGUAUAACUGUGUUCAGUAGACAAAUUCACGCACCCGUAUAUAAGAAAUUGUUUUAUUAAAUAUACAAACUAAACUUCAUUUCUGGAUUUUCUAUCAAUAAUUUUCGAAAUCGACACAAGACUGUUAGCGCUCAAAUAAACCACGAACGCUCUUAUUUAUGUAUGAGUUGUAAAAUUGUUUUGCUUUAAUCUCGUAAUACAUUCCUUAUAUCUACUUGAUUUAAAUAUGCUGCUGAGAAAUUUAUAACAGUAUACUUUUGAAAGUUAUAUUUACAGCUUAACAUUAUAUCAGUUAAUGUAAUUUCAAUAUUUUGGCUCACAUUGUUUUUUGUUAUUUUAAAAUGUAGCUUUAGUUAGAAAAUGUUAUCGGAAAUUUGUUACAGUUCUAUUAAAAUUACAUUGUUAUUAAAAUCAAAAUGUUUUCAGUGAACAUGGUUUAUACAAAAUAUGGUUAAAAUGUUACAAUGUUUAAGAUAUUUAAUAAAACACCGACUAUGUUAUAUUAAAGUUUACAGGUUUCAAUAAAUCCGUUUAAAGGAUGUUUUACA
Ruditapes philippinarum (Manila clam) is the source of this 2252-nucleotide messenger RNA. RefSeq lists its product as uncharacterized. Lineage: Eukaryota; Metazoa; Mollusca; Bivalvia; Venerida; Veneridae. The transcript has 4 exons. Bases 262 to 1506 code for a protein of 414 amino acids. Gene Ontology annotation, molecular function: calcium ion binding. The record is from RefSeq and is a predicted model, not a curated record.